Messenger RNA from Wasmannia auropunctata (little fire ant), 508 nucleotides. Its product is annotated as tyrosine-protein phosphatase non-receptor type 23-like. Gene Ontology annotation, cellular component: endosome. Gene Ontology annotation, biological process: protein transport to vacuole involved in ubiquitin-dependent protein catabolic process via the multivesicular body sorting pathway; endocytic recycling; early endosome to late endosome transport. The transcript is spliced from 2 exons. The record is from RefSeq and is a predicted model, not a curated record. Lineage: Eukaryota; Metazoa; Arthropoda; Insecta; Hymenoptera; Formicidae. The annotation marks the transcript as partial.
UUAUUAAACUCGAUUAAAUAGUGACGUGUAAACGUACAUAAGUCACUGCCGUCACAUUUGAAAUUUGAAAUUCCCGCUCUAAAAUAAGGUCUCGUACCUGUCGAGCGACUCCGUGGCCGCUUCCAUGAACUAUCGCCGUCUCGCGAUUGUGUACGCAACUCAAGGGGACAUUUCUCGUCACUUAUACGUAUUCAUAUGUAGUCGUGAUCGGAGAGUGGUGUAUGUUGUCGUCGAUUGAAUCCACCACCCCCGACAAGUUUGACAGAUGACCGACUGUCAACGUUCGACGAGUUUGACAAAGUGAGGAAAGCGCAUCGACAUGGAGGCAGUGCCGAGAUUGCCGAUGAUAUGGUUUCAACUAAAAGUCAGUCCGGAGCCGACCACUUUCGGGCCGAAGCUCAAACAGUACAUACAAGAUUUUUACAACGAGGAACCUGAGUCAUAUAACAAUGAGAUACACCAAUUGGAAAGCUUACGCUCGAUGGCAGUUAGACCACCAGUCGACAUG